This is a messenger RNA of Salarias fasciatus (jewelled blenny), 2149 nucleotides long. It is a transcript of the gene trim107, whose product is annotated as tripartite motif containing 107. The coding region runs from base 78 to 1628 and encodes 516 amino acids. The transcript is spliced from 2 exons. The record is from RefSeq and is a predicted model, not a curated record. NCBI's taxonomy places the organism in Eukaryota, Metazoa, Chordata, Actinopteri, Blenniiformes, Blenniidae.
CUCGGUGCGUGUCUUCUGCUGUUGACGCGCGCGCCCACGUGGGCUGUGCGGAAAGGGUCCGACAGUCCGGAGUGUUUAUGACUCCGUCUGAUCAGGAACAGACGACGCCUGCUACAGCUCUUGCCGUCAUGCUUCGUCGUGAGACUGAGGCAGGACCCUCUAACGCAGCCCUGGCGAUGGAGCUAACCUGCCCGAUCUGCUUACAGCUAUUCUCUGAGCCGGUCUCUCUUCCCUGUGGUCACUUCUACUGCUUCGACUGUCUUCAGAUCAUGGGAGAAGGCCUGGACCAACACAGCUGCCCCGAGUGCCAGGCUGAGUACCAGGGUACCACAGCACUUGUGAAAAACACCAAAAUGUGCAGCAUCGUAGAGACUUACAGAACCACUGCUGGGAAAAUGAUCUCUGCUGCAAACCCUUUUGAGUUAGAGGAUUCAGACACAGAUGGAGAAUGCAAAGGACAGAGCGUCAGUGCAAUCGGAGGAGUUCAAAUUGAGUCGACGUCCACAGAGCAGUUGGUUUCUUUGAAUGAAGAAAGUAGCAGUCAGAAAGGUGGCGUCAGUAUGGAAAAACCUAAGCUUGAGCUCGCAUCUCAAGUCACCGAGUUGAGCCUCAAGUUAGAGAUGGCAGAAGAUGUCCUGAGGAAAGAAAAGGCCCGAGAGCUGGAGAUGACCACAGGGAAUGCCCCGCUGAGAGAGAAAGUAUCCAAACUGUUGGGCCAGAUCAGGGAGCUGUCGCAGAGCUACUGUGAGCAGGUGACCCAGCUGGUUGAAGAGGAGUUAGGCCCAGGCGAGGCCAUUCUGUGCAGUCGUGUCAAUAAAACCUCUGAACUGACAAAGCAGCUAAAGCAGGCCAUGCUCAGAGCCAAGUCCCUGCUCACUGAGGAUGAUGAAGCGGCAUUUAGUGAUGAAAUGCAAAGUCUACAACCUCACAUUGUUGAGCUGAUUGCCACACCAAUUGGAGAAAAAGAGGAAGAAGUCCCCGUUGAGUCAAAAGUAAACACUGCGCGAGCUCUUCCCAAGCUGGAAAUCAUGAACACACAGCUGAGACAAGGACUCGGAGAGAUUCAGCGCCUUCUACGGAACGCCUUCAACCCAUCAGAGGUGACCUUUGACCCCGAAACAGUCCAUCCUAACCUUGUUCUCUCAGAGGAUCUGAAGAAAGUGACUUUCGCCGCGGUCAAACAGCCCUACCCGCCUUCUCCUCGAAGGUUCACCAGCUUCUUCCAAGUCCUCAGCUCCCAAAGCUUCUCUGAAGGCGAUCACCGCUGGGAGGUGGAGCUCGACGGCGCUCCGUGGAUCAUUGGCGUGUGCUACAGUGAGAAGCUGGCACGCAGCGGCCUGCCAUCGGCACUGGAAAGCAGCCAGAGCUCCUGGUGUCUCAUGUGGUUCAACAACCUCCUGACAGCGUUUGACCAAGGCCACAGCGUACCACUGAAGAAGACCACAGUGUCAUGCAGGUUGGAGAUCACGCUGAGCUUCAAGACCCAAAGACUGAGCUUCUACAACAUCAGUCCCGCCAGCGAGAAGACACAUGUGUAUACGUUUAAGGCGAACCUGACAGAACCAGUGCACCUGGCCUACAGGAUGAUGUCUGGGAACCCGAAAGCCCAUGCCACCAUUCAUUCAUAAUAUGUGGCUAGUUUUCAAAUAGUUCACUGUCAGAGAGAGUCACAAAUACUCAUAGCAUCAUUUCAUCUGUGUAACAAAGGAAUAUAGCCAAGUAGUGGAUAUUUUGUGGCAUUAUCUUGUUUAUUAAUAACGCUUUCAGGACUCUCAAAAGCACCUUUCAUUUAAAGAUACAUUUAAUAGAACAAUAGAACACAAAAUGUAUUAAAUAAUUAUAUAUUACAGUACAAAUUAUCCAUGAUUAGCAGAUAUUGGCUCAAGCCUUCACACAGCGAGCAGGACAGGCUGAACAGAUGGAUUGUGUUGUUUUGAUGUGAGGGAGUGAAUCUGGAUUGCAGAGGCAAAUUAUCUGAUAUAGGUUUUAUGGUAUUUUACAGUAUUGGUUUAAUGAAAUGGAAUACAAUGCAAACUUAAAUUGUCCUUAUUUCACUUUUUGAAGAAUUGAACAGAAAUAAUUUCUUUCCAGAGAGAAAUUAUUUCCAACAUUUCUCCACACUAAAAUAUCAAUAAAAAUUACCUGAAAA